AUGGAAAUUGCUGAGGUCGUCAACAAUGGCGACGUUGUAGCCCUCUUUGAGCAACUUCAGCCUGGUGUGAGAGUCGAUGUAUCCCAGACCACGAAUUACUCAGAUGCAGUCUUCAGGGCCUUGAUGAUUGUGGCCGAGCACCACGAGAUCAAUCAAGAAGAAGCCGCUUUCAAGUCCGAGCAACUUCUGGGAGGGGCCGGAGGGCUUGAUGAUGUCAAGGAAGAUGGUGAUUAG
Pyricularia grisea is the source of this 234-nucleotide messenger RNA. RefSeq lists its product as uncharacterized. Bases 1 to 234 code for a protein of 77 amino acids. The transcript has 2 exons. The record is from RefSeq and is a predicted model, not a curated record. NCBI's taxonomy places the organism in Eukaryota, Fungi, Ascomycota, Sordariomycetes, Magnaporthales, Pyriculariaceae.